UUCUAUAAAAUUCAUCAUCACAUCAUGCUUAAAUCAGAUAAUUUAUCAUAUAAUUCCCAAGUUAGAAUCAAAAGCAAAAGGUACUCUGGUAAAGCUGAAAAGAGUACUUCGAGUGACUUUUUUUACUCCUUCGAGAACAAGUUAAGAGCAUUUUAGUUCAGAGUAGGGAAUCAACUUCAAAUUCAGAUCCAGACUAGUAUUAGGACACCGUCCUCUGCUGGUAUAUUUCUUUUCAGUUCGUGUUUGGAGAUUAUCAAUGCGGGUUUGCUGUUUCUACUACUAAUUCAGAGUACUGAAAUCGAAGUGCAAGUCUGUUUCAGUAACAGUACAGGACAUAAUUCUCAGAACCUUGGUUGUAGUGUAUUAAAUAUCAGCUUACUUAUCAGGAAUCUUGAAGUGAAUUUAAUUCUUAGAUGAAUAGUGGGAAAUUGAAACCUGUGCAUAGUAUUGCACGAUAUACUAUAUUUCCCUUUCAUUAUAGCUGUAGCGUAUGACUAGUUUGCACUGCUUCUGCUGGGAUUUGCCUGAACAUAAGCUGCUGCAGGAGAAUUUCUAAUGCCAACUUGGGGGGUGAUAUAUCUUUUUGAAGCAGGAUCGUAUCUAGUCAAUCUUUUGGUAUUGAUCGGACAAACAGCUUUGGGGCAAUAAAGAAGACAGAUGGCAAGCGAUUUAGUUGAGGGAGCAACGAGUGAUGUGUUAUAUGGUCCAGACUGGGGACUCAAUAUUGAGCUCUGCGACAUUGUUAAUGAUGAUCCCAGACAAGCAAAGGAUGUUCUGAAAGCUGUUAAGAAACGCCUUGGGAACAAGAACCCAAAGGUCCAGAUACUUGCGCUUGUGUUGAUAGAGACAUUGAUAAAAAAUUCUGGGGAUAACAUCCAUUUGCAAGUAGUCGAGCGAGGAAUUCUAAAUGAAAUGGUGAAGAUAGUGAAGAAAAAGCCGGAUAAGGAGACACAAGAAAAAAUAUUGGUCCUUCUAAAUGAAUGGAAAGAAUCUUUUGGGGGACCACGAGGAAAAUUUCCACAAUAUUACGAUGCAUACCAUGAAUUAGUUCGUGCAGGAGUCAAAUUUCCACAAAAUCUGGAUAGUUCUUCUGUGGUAUUGGAAAAUCAGGACACACUGCCAAACCCUCUGAAUCCUCAAUCUUCCACUUCUCCAGAUUAUGGCACCAAAUUUACUGAGGCAUCAACAGAAUCUAAUCUUCCAGGAUUGAAUUUGACGGAUAUUGAAAAAGCUAGAAGUACUAUGGAGGUAUUAAUGGAGAUGCUGAAUGCUCUAGAUCCAUGCAAGAAAGAGGGAGUAAAAGAUGAAAUAAUAAUGGACCUCGUUGAACAGUGCUCCUUUAACCAGCAGCGGACAAUGCAACUAGUCAUCACAACUUCAGAUGAACAACUACUUUUUCAGGGCCUUGCAUUGAAUGAUGAGUUGCAACAUGUUCUUGCAAAACAUGAUGCAAUUGCUUCUGGAUCCUACAAUCCCUCAGAAAACAUACCUAUUUCUUCAUUGCCUUUGGUAAACAUUGACCGGGAAGAAGAAGCAGCAGAAGACCAUGAGGGACAGCUAUUCCGUAGGUCUUCAAGAGUUCACACACAAUCUGAAGGGGAAAUCAGCGUAAGGACGAGAAACCAACCUACUACUCAACCUUCUCCACCUGCAGGCCUGGAGGUCAAUACUCCACUCAAUGAGGCUGUGCGAAAUCUAGAUAUUCGGAGUGUUGAUGCAUAUGAGUCACCACCGUUGGAAACUUUACGAGAAGUUAACCCAGGAAAAUAUAUACAGCCCCCAUCAGUCUUUCAGAUGGCUACUCCAAAUAAAAAAUUGAUGUCCCAGGGGAUCACAACAAGAGAGCACCAUUCGCCCCAGUUGCAAGAUGCAACUCAAACACACUCAAAUGGAAGAACAACUAGUUCAGUCAUCCCAACAACUCAGUCUAAUGGAAACCAGAAGAAAAUGCAUAAUCAUGGGAAAGCCGUGCAUUCAGUUCAGGGAGAUGAGAGAAAAAUGACUAUUCCAGAAAUACAGCAGAUAGAACCGAUAUGCAAUAACUUGCAGGUGAAGAAUAACAAAAUUACCAGCAACCUUCGAUCUCCACAGGUUGAAAAUAAUCAUAAAGGUCCUCAGAUACAUGACAAAAUUGCAAUGCCUGCUAUCCCUCCACCUCCAUCAAAAUAUACUGAAAGGCAGAAGUUUUUUCAGCAGCAAAAAGCUUUGGCUUCUGGCCAGUUUGAUCAGGCUAAUUCUGCAGCUGCAAAUAAUAACUUGACAGGAAAAUUACAUGACCUUUAGCUAGGUAAUGGAAGUUGCAACACCCCAUCCAGUUCUUUGUAUUCACAGGAAUCUUCAGCUUACACCAAGAAUAAAGAGGUGAUAUUGGAUGACUUGAUGAAAGCAAGUUAUUAAAAUAUAGCCCGUAAAACAGGCAAUUUGUAGAUAUUGAGUUUCUUCUUUGGUUUUGAUGGAUAACUAUAUACAUACCAUGUAAAUUGAUAUGAUCAUAUUUUAAUUUCUCGUCUUCUUAUUGAA
Cryptomeria japonica (Japanese cedar) is the source of this 2520-nucleotide messenger RNA. RefSeq names its product TOM1-like protein 4. Lineage: Eukaryota; Viridiplantae; Streptophyta; Pinopsida; Cupressales; Cupressaceae. Gene Ontology annotation, biological process: protein transport to vacuole involved in ubiquitin-dependent protein catabolic process via the multivesicular body sorting pathway. The coding region runs from base 658 to 2283 and encodes 541 amino acids. The record is from RefSeq and is a predicted model, not a curated record. The transcript has 11 exons. Gene Ontology annotation, molecular function: phosphatidylinositol binding; ubiquitin binding.